Molecule: messenger RNA, 1623 nt
Organism: Trichobilharzia regenti
Lineage: Eukaryota; Metazoa; Platyhelminthes; Trematoda; Strigeidida; Schistosomatidae
Source: the annotation of a GenBank genome assembly
AUGACAAAUUUCCAGACUUAUAAAGAAACAUUUAUGUCAAAAAUUAAUGAACCGAAUUCACAACGUCGAAUGGUUCUUUUCGUUGUCUGUAUAGCAUUACUAUUGGAUAAUAUGCUAUACAUGGUGAUUGUACCAAUUAUCCCUGAUUAUCUUCAAAAUCUACGUGCAAUGGAUACAAAACAAAUCUACUGGACCAAUGGUACAUAUACAGAAAGACUGAAAGAUAAUAACUUUGUGUUUAACACAUCAAGUGGUGAUUAUAAGCUUAAAUGGCUUGUACAUCAAUCGGAAACUAAAAUCGGUACAUUAUUUGCAUUUAAGGCUAUUGUACAACUAUUGUGCAAUCCAAUAUCAGGAACUGUUAUCGAUCGAAUAGGCUAUGAUGUCCCUAUGAUGUUUGGUUUAUGCAUUAUAUUUCUAUCAACAUCCGUGUUUGCAUUUGGAAGUUCUUAUGGUUUAAUGUUUAUCGCAAGAGGACUUCAGGGCAUGGGUUCAGCUUUUGCAGAUACAGCUGGCUUAGCUAUGAUAGCCGAUCGGUACACUGAUGAAUAUGAGCGCACAAAAGCAUUGGGAAUAGCACUGGCGUUUAUAUCGUUUGGCUCCUUAGUUGCUCCUCCUUUUGGUGGGAUAGUUUAUCAAUACUUUGGAAAAGAAUUACCAUUUAUAACACUUGCAUUCAUAGCACUUUUCGACGGCUGUCUAUUACUGAUCAUUAUGCAGCCAGUUAGAAUAGAAAGAACAAUUUUAAAAACUCAAGGAAAUUUACCUAAAGGAACUCCUAUCCAUCGACUGUUAAUGGAUCCAUAUAUUGCUAUUUGUGCAGGAUGUCUUACAGUAGCUAAUGUUUCACUUGCCUUCUUAGAACCUACCAUAUCAACAUGGAUGUCAAACAGUAUGCACGCUACAAAUGCUCAAGAAGGUUUAGUAUGGUUACCUGCAUUUUUACCACAUUUAGCUGGAGUUGUAACAACAGUUAAACUGGCUGAUAAAUAUCCAAGUAAACAAUGGUUAAUGGCUGCAGUUGGUUUAGCAAUCGAAGGUGGGAGUUGUUUCUUGAUACCAUUCUGUACUAAUUUUGUUGCAUUAAUGAUUCCUAUCAGUAUACUAUGUUAUGGAAUUGCACUAGUCGAUACAGCAAUAUUACCAACAAUGGGUUUCCUAGUGGAUACACGUCAUGUUUCAGUGUAUGGAUCUGUGUAUGCUAUAGCUGAUAUCUCUUACAGUUUAGCUUAUGCAUUAGGGCCAAUUGUUGCUGGUAGUUUGGUGGAUACAAUUAAAUUUCUUGGGCUUAAUAUUAUCAUGACAGCGAUAACAUUAGGCUAUGUACCUGUUAUGUAUCUACUUCGUAAUUGUUAUAAUGUUGAAAGACCAAAAAUUCAAGAAACACCAACAUUGAAAAAUGACUCUGUUGAUGAUUCACAUCAACCAGAUGAGUAUACUUCAUCAAUAAAUUAUCCAGGCUAUGAAGAAUAUUCAACUAUUAAAGGUGAAGCUAACCAUCAUUUCAUUAAUCCUAAAAAUCAAUAUAAUUAUCAAUCAGCAGCAAGUUAUGAAAAUUCCAAUAAAAAUAAGACUGAUAUAGACAAUAAAUUUAUAACUCAACGAUCAGAUUAUGCCUAUUAA